UGUUGGUUCCUUAACAUGGCUGAAAUUAUGGAAAAGAAGGAGAGUCCCGGAACUGGAAAAUCGAAAAAACUGUUGGCCAUAAUUAUUUUGGCUAGAAAUAUUUCGGAAGGUCUCAAAAAGAGCUUCCACACGAAAAAACAAAUAAUGGAAAUCGGGGGUAGCUGUUUGUAUCUCAAUCCAGAAGAAGACAAAAAUAUAAUAAACGACCAAAAGAAUGGAAAGUUUAAUAUUAAUUCUUCACCAGAAUAUAAUGAAACACGUUCUGUGAAAAAAUAUUUUCCCCAGGCUUUAGCAGCAGUUCUGUCGGCCAUGAUGCACCUCUCUGUAGGAAUGACGAUGACAUUCUCGGCUGUUUUGAUUGCGCAACUUCAAAGUAAAGACAGUGACCUUAGGGCAACAACUAGUGAAAUAACCUGGAUAGCAAGUGUGUUAAUGUUAACAAUGCCCAUUGGCAAUUUAACGGGUGGUUUCAUAAUGGAACGACUGGGACGUCUGAACACCAUAAAAUUAACAGUAAUACCAUUAUGUAUUGGAUGGGUUCUUGUAGCUACGGCCAACAACGUAACCAUGAUAAUAGUUGGCAGAAUGUUAGCUGGAGUCGGAGCAGCUUGGGGUACCAACCCUGCUCUGGUGUUUAUAACGGAAAUAAGCUGCCCCACAUUGAGGGGUUCGCUUGUGUCGUUAGGGGCUUCCUUUGCAACUCUAGGGAUGGCGCUAUCUUAUAUAUUCGGAUGGAUUUUGCCUUGGCGAACGUGUGCCUGGCUGGCCAAUAUCAUCCCCCUGGCAGCAGGCCUAACCCUCCUGGCGAUCCCUGAGAGCCCUCCUUGGUUAGUGCAGCGAGGAAAAAUCGGGAAAGCCAAGAAAUCAUUGGAAUGGUACUACAAAUAUUAUCCUUUAGAAAAUGGUCAAAGUGUAGCCGAAAAUCAACUAGAGCAUCUCGUGAAGACCAAGAACGAUAGGAAGCAAGAGCACGCUGAGAAAAACAGGGGAAACUUUAAGAUAUUUAUUCACGAAUUCUUCAAACCGACUGGCUACAAACCCUUUCUAAUAAUGUUGGGGUUAUUAACACUUCAACAGUUUUCCGGUAUAUUCGUCGUUUUAAUGUAUGCAGUAACCUUCAACGAGAGCGGCCAUUUUCAAAUCAAAAUGGAAGUUGGAGCGAGUUGUUACAGCUUAGCGGCAACCGAGACUGCCGAACAAAGAAGAAAAGAUGAAAAAGUAACGGAAAUUAUUACCAGCUGUACCUCGCUUACUCAGUAUGAGCAAAAAGCAUCUUUUCAUGCCUACUUUCCUCAGAUUUUGGCCGCCCUUCUGGCAGCUUCGUUUCACGUAGCUGCGGGAAUGACUUUAGCUUAUUCUGCAGUUCUAAUACCUCAACUUGAAGAUCCCAAAAGUGACCUUAAGGUCACGCCUGAAGAAAGCACCUGGAUAGCAAGUUGUCUAAUGCUUAUAAUGCCAAUUGGUAAUGUCAGCGGUGGUCUAAUAAUGGAAAAAAUUGGUCGGCUAAAUACCCUAAAAUUAGCCGCCCUUCCUACAUGUUUGGGCUACGUCUUGAUAGCCACUGCUAAAAAUAUUCCCAUGCUGCUAGUAGGGAGGCUACUUACUGGAUUUUCAAGUGCAUGGGGUGCUAAUCCAGCUAUGGUUUUCAUAACUGAAAUUGCAAGUCCCCAAGUUCGAGGAAUUCUCAUAUCAAUCGCCCAAACAUUUGCUGCAUUAGGCAUGGUCCUGGCAUAUCUCUUUGGCUGGAUCCUGGACUGGAGAAUAGUAGCCUGGAUAGCCAAUACAUUUCCAAUUUUGGCCGGACUCUCCCUAAUCAUCGUUCCUGAGAGUCCAGCGUGGCUGGUUAGCAAAGAUCGACAGGAUGCAGCAAGGAAGUCUCUAGAGUGGUACUACAAAAACUUCCCCCAACCCGAAAACAGGAAGUCCACCCUGGCACAAAUGCAACUGGACCUUUUAGUUAAGGACAACGAACAAAAGAAAGCGGAAAGGAAAAACGAAAAAGAAAGCACAUUUAGAAAGUUCGUCCGGGGAUUCGUGAAACCUACAGGAUACAAACCAUUCCUAAUCAUGUUUGGAAUAUUUUUUGUGCAACAAUUCACUGGCAUCUACAUCACACUGUUUUACACAGUCAAUUUUGUAGAGGAUAUUGGGAGCGAUAUUAAUCCGUAUGGUCUGUCGGUUUUCAUAGGCGUUAUACGUUUUAUAAUGUCAGGUUUAGGGGCCAUUACGAUCAAAAAAUGUACUAGACGAGGAUUACUCAUUUGGAGUACUUUAGGAAUGGCAGUGUGCAUUGGGAUAUCUGGUCUAUUUACCUCCUUUAUCACCAACGGUAGGUUACACCAUUAUCAUUAUCAUCAUAAGGUCAUCAGUCCUAAGACUGGUUUGACACGUACCUCCACU
This is a messenger RNA of Agrilus planipennis (emerald ash borer), 2400 nucleotides long. RefSeq lists its product as uncharacterized. The annotation marks the transcript as partial. Gene Ontology annotation, cellular component: membrane. NCBI's taxonomy places the organism in Eukaryota, Metazoa, Arthropoda, Insecta, Coleoptera, Buprestidae. The record is from RefSeq and is a predicted model, not a curated record. Gene Ontology annotation, biological process: transmembrane transport. The transcript has 18 exons. Gene Ontology annotation, molecular function: transmembrane transporter activity.